Messenger RNA from Leptosia nina, 1575 nucleotides. The record is from the annotation of a GenBank genome assembly. Lineage: Eukaryota; Metazoa; Arthropoda; Insecta; Lepidoptera; Pieridae.
AUGCUGCGUUUGUCAACGUUUUGUCUGUUGCUGGCAGUAGCCGUAGCUCAAAAUGGUUAUGAGUACAACAAACCAGGAAGACCGUUCGGGCAGAGUACCUCCAGCCGACCUGGAUUUCCUUCCAGCGGUUACCCGAGUUCUACGGCAACAUAUCCUAGCGCUUCCCAAGACGAAUACCCGAGUACAACACCAUAUCCCUUAGGACCGACGACUGGCGCUAAUUACCCAGGACAGCCUGGGCCGAAUUAUCCGGGACAAAACUAUCCUGGCCAAAGCCCUACUGGCCCUUCAGCAUAUCCAGGGCAACAGGGAUCCGAUUAUCAAAACCAAGGACCAACUGGGCCGACAGGGCCAUCGGGUUAUCCAGGGCAGCCGGGAACUGGCUAUCACGGACAGCCGGGAAUUGGUUAUCCAGGACAGUCGGGAGUUAUAGGACAGCCGGGAACUAGUUAUCAGGGACAGCCUGGUACUGGUUAUCCAGGACAACCCGGACCUGGUUAUCAAGGACAAUCUGACAAUAGAUUUCCAGGAAAUAAUUAUCAAGGGCAAACAGGACGUCCUACAACGCCAGGAUUCGGAGGUUCACCCGGUGUCUCACCUGGGUCCCCCGGAUUUGGUCCAGGAAUUGGACCCAUAGGGCCAGGAUAUGACACUGGGGCCUAUGAAGGUGGCGAUUAUUCGGCUAUACCUGGGGAACCUGACAGAGAUUAUCCUAUCCUAGCUGUAGUUCCAGAGACAUCUUUCCGUUGCGAAGCACAACUAUAUCCAGGGUAUUACGCUGAUGUAGAGACUCGUUGUCAAGCUUUCCAUGUCUGUGCUAACAACAUAACCUAUGACUUCCUAUGUCCUAAUGGGACUGUUUUUUCACAAGAAGUGUUUGUUUGCGUAUGGUGGAAUCAAUUUGACUGCAACUCAGCGCCAAGUCUUUAUGAGCUAAACGCAAACUUAUACGAUUACUCUAUAACGGGAAGCUCUCAACAACUCAGUUCUUACCCUGGUAACCAAAGACCUCAGGGACCAUCAUAUCCCGGCGUACAAGGACCUCAAGGACCAUCAUACCCUGGAAGUCAAACAUAUCCCGGUAGUCAAGGACCAGCAUAUCCUGGUAGCCAAGGACCUCAGGGUCCAUCAUACCCAGGUAACCAAAGCCCGCAAGGCUCAUAUCCUUUAAACGGACCAUCAACGCCAUACCCAGAUAAUUUUGGAAACCAAGGACCAUCUUCUGGAUAUCCAGGUAGCUCUUACCCCCAAAGUACGACUCCAAGUUACCCAGGAAUAUCUGCAACUCAAGGUACACCAACCUACCCUGGGCAGGGUUCUAGCAAUUAUGAUCAGCAAGGUCCUUCCAGUUCAUAUCCUGGAAGUUCUAACUAUCCAUCCACGCGGCCCCCUGGUAAUUACCCAGGAUCACAAAAAACACCAGGAUAUCCGGGAUCAAGGCCAUCAUCCAAUCAGGGUUACCCAUCAGGCAGACCAUCUGGGCCUAGCUUUCCUACUGGAUCAACAAGACCACAAGGCCCAAGCACAGGCUACCCGAAACCACCAAACCGAGAAUAUUUGCCACCAAGAAAUUAA